UCUUUCCCCUCCACGCGUCAGCUCAUGACAUGCCAAGGAGCUCCUGUCUGCUGGCGUGGCGCUCUCCCAUUGGCCAGAAAUUAAAGCGCCACCUCGACAGAGUCCGAGGUGCGGCGGCAGCUCCAUGAAUCGAAUGUGGUUAAAUCCGUCUUCGUCUUCACCCCUCAGAUCUGACCCCUACCUCACUGAAAUCUCCAUUAACGGUCUGACCGAGGUUAGCCCAUCUAGGCUUUCCCCGCAUUCCGAGCUCGCACGCUCUCUCCCGUCGAAGUAGCUUCCCAGUUCAUUUCCAGUCGAAGUAGCUUCCCGUCGAAGUAGCAGAUCUCGGAUCGCUCGAUUUCGGGGGUAAAGAUGAACGCGUUUAGGUUAGCGGGGGACAUGACCCACCUCCUCAGCGUCCUCGUCCUGCUCCUUAAGAUCCACACCAUCAAGAACUGCGCUGGUGUUUCUUUAAAGACACAGGAGCUCUAUGCUAUUGUUUUUGCUACCCGCUACCUGGACAUUUUCACGACUUAUAUUUCUCUGUACAACACUGUCAUGAAGUUAAUAUUCUUGGGGAGCUCGUUUUCCAUUGUUUGGUACAUGAGGCAGCACAAGAUUGUUAGGAGGACUUACGAUAAAGACCAGGAUACCUUUCGUCAUAUUUUCCUCAUCUUACCCUGCCUUCUCUUGGCCCUACUUAUCAAUGAGAAAUUUACAUUUAAGGAGGUCAUGUGGUCAUUUUCCUUGUACUUGGAAGCUGUGGCGAUAAUUCCUCAGCUUGUACUGCUGCAGAGAACUCGAAAUAUUGACAACUUGACUGGACAAUAUGUUUUUCUUCUCGGUGCCUACCGAGCUCUGUACAUCCUGAACUGGAUUUAUCGCUACUUUACCCAGCCUCACUAUGUUCACUGGAUCCCUUGGAUUGCUGGGCUAGUUCAAACACUGCUCUAUGCCGACUUCUUCUACUAUUAUUUCCAAAGCUGGAAGAACAACAAGAAGCUCGAACUGCCUGCUUGAGCUCAUAAGAAUGGUCCGUAACUCUACUCUCUGUGGAAGGGCUAUGCAACUUGCUCGAGUCUGUGACCAGAGAUUUUUUCUCUUUUUCCCUCUACAAAGAUGAGAGAUUGCUUACUGCAACGGUAGCUGUAGUAGGUCCGCUGUUUUAUUAGUUUAUACCGAGAUAGCAUGAAACACGCAACUAUGUAACAUGCAAUACUAAGGGGGAGGAUGGUGGGACACGCAUAUUUUUUGUGUCCUUCACUUUUAGGCUAUAAUGUGGUGAGAUUUUAAGUAAAAACGUAUACAACGCUAGCCUUCUGACCUGUCGCAUGGUGCAGUGUAUGGGUUUAUCUUACAGUUCGCAAUGGUUUUCAAUCAGUGUUAGAUAGUA
Molecule: messenger RNA, 1372 nt
Organism: Punica granatum (pomegranate)
Lineage: Eukaryota; Viridiplantae; Streptophyta; Magnoliopsida; Myrtales; Lythraceae
Source: RefSeq, a predicted model, not a curated record